Molecule: messenger RNA, 1871 nt
Organism: Manis javanica (Malayan pangolin)
Lineage: Eukaryota; Metazoa; Chordata; Mammalia; Pholidota; Manidae
Source: RefSeq, a predicted model, not a curated record
GAGGGCGGCAGCGAGACGUCGCGGUUGUAUAUUCAUGAGGCGCGCGCAGCCCGGCAUGCUAAUGAGGCGGGGCGCGGCAGCGGGCUGAAGAGCUGUUGGGCGGCGGCGGUAGCGGCCGGUUCGGAGCUCCCGGCCGGUUACGGUGUAGGCGCGAGGCACCGGCCAGCGUGAACCUGGACAUGGAGCCGCUCGGCGGGGGCCUGGGGCCCGGCCGCGGGACCCGGGACAAGAAGAAGGGCCGGAGCCCGGACGAGCUGCCUGCGGCGAGCGGCGACGGCGGCAAAUCCAAGAAAUUUACUCUGAAGCGGCUCAUGGCAGAUGAGCUAGAGAGAUUUACCAGCAUGAGAAUUAAGAAGGAGAAAGAAAAGCCCAAUUCUGCUAAUAGAAAUUCUUCUGCUUCAUACGGGGACGACCCUGCAGCACAGUCAUUGCAAGAUGUUUCAGAUGAUCAAGUUCUAGUACUCUUUGAACAGAUGUUGCUGGAUAUGAACCUGAAUGAGGAGAAACAGCAACCUCUGAGGGAAAAGGACAUCGUCAUCAAGAGGGAGAUGGUGUCCCAGUACUUGCACACCUCCAAGGCCGGCAUGAACCAAAAGGAGAGCUCCAGGUCUGCCAUGAUGUACAUUCAGGAGCUGAGGUCAGGCGUGCGGGAUAUGCCUCUGCUCAGCUGCCUGGAGUCCCUUCGUGUCUCGCUCAACAACAACCCUGUCAGUUGGGUGCAGACAUUCGGUGGGGAGGGCCUGGCCUCCUUGCUGGACAUCCUGAAACGACUCCAUGAUGAGAAGGAGGAGACGGCUGGGAGCUACGACAGCCGUAACAAGCAUGAGAUCAUUCGUUGCUUGAAAGCUUUUAUGAAUAAUAAGUUUGGAAUCAAGACCAUGCUGGACACAGAAGAAGGAAUCCUGCUGCUGGUCAGAGCCAUGGAUCCUGCUCUUCCCAACAUGAUGAUUGAUGCAGCUAAGCUGCUUUCUGCUCUUUGUAUCCUGCCACAGCCAGACGACAUGAAUGAAAGGGUUUUGGAGGCGAUGACAGAAAGAGCCGAGAUGGAUGAGAUGGAGCGCUUCCAGCCACUGUUGGAUGGGUUAAAAAGUGGGACCUCCAUUGCACUCAAGGUGGGAUGCCUACAGCUGAUCAAUGCUCUCAUCACACCAGCUGAAGAACUUGACUUCCGAGUUCACAUCCGAAGUGAACUGAUGCGCUUGGGGCUGCAGCAGGUGUUACAGGACCUCCGAGAGAUUGAAAAUGACGAUAUGAGAGUGCAGCUGACUGUAUUUGAUGAGCAAGGGGAGGAAGAUUCCUAUGACCUGAAGGGGCGGCUGGAUGAUAUUCGGAUGGAGAUGGAUGACUCCAGUGAAGUCUUCCAGAUUCUCUUCAAUACCGUGAAGGACUCAAAGGCGGAGUCACACUUCCUGUCCAUCUUGCAGCACCUACUUUUGGUCCGAAAUGACUAUGAGGCCAGGCCGCAGUACUAUAAGUUGAUUGAAGAAUGUACUUCUCAGAUAGUUCUGCACAAGAAUGGGGCUGAUCCUGACUUCAAAUGUAGGCAUCUCCAGAUUGAUAUUGAGGGAUUGAUUGAUCAAAUGAUUGAUAAAACAAAGGUGGAGAAAUCUGAAGCCAAAGCUAUGGAGCUAGAAAAAAAGUUGGACUCAGAGUUAACAGCCCGACACGAGCUGCAGGUGGAAAUGAAAAAGAUGGAGAGUGACUUUGAGCAGAAGCUCAAGGAUCUUCAGGGAGAAGAGGAUACAUUGCAUUCUGAGAAACAACAGCUUGCUGCAGAGAAACAGGAUCUGGAAACAGAGGUGUCCCAGCUUACAGGACAGGUAAUGUCUGAGCAGGGAAGGCAGAGUGACCAGUAACUGCCCCGAGCAGCC